AUGAGGAAAAAGCCAAAGAAAACGAAGCGAAAGUUGAAGAAUGGAAAGGCCAAAGACGAGUUUGGAGAACCAGUGGAGGUUAAAAACGUGAUUCCUCCGAAGGUUGACGAGUACGAGUACGAUUCCUCGGAUGAGGAGGUUAGAAAGGACUCUAAAAGUUAUUUUAUUCAUUAUUUUUUAGGAUUUGCGCAAUACCAUCGGCAAUAUCCCAAUAAAAUGGUACGACGAUGAGGCGCACAUCGGCUACGACAAAUUUGGGGAGAAGAUCGCGAAGCCGGAGAAAAAGGGCGAAAUCGACGUUUUUCUGGAGAAAAUGGAGGAUCCGGACUAUUGGUCAUUAUUUUUGGCGCGAAUUUUAGAUUUAAAGCCGGAUUUUUCAGGAGAAAAGUGUUCGACCGUCAGUCGGGAACUCAUACGAAGCUUACUGAUGAGCAAAUUGAGAAGAUUGAGAAUAUUGCAUCGGGGAAGUACCCGUUGAUCGGCUACAAUGCUUAUGAGCCGUUUUUGGACAUUUUUUCGUCGGAGAAAAUGAUUCAUCCCAUUGAUAAUCGGUUCGAAAUUCAGAAAAAUCUUGUUAAAACAAUAAUUUUCUUCAGCAUUUAAUAAAAAGUAGUUAGAAUAGUCAUAAAAAGGUGUUAUUUUUGGAUUUUUUUAACAGAGAAAAUCUCGUUGAAAAGCAAACGAUUCAAUGAAACUGUGGCUUCAGAAAUAUAAAUUGUCUUAAAUUUUUUGAGAACCACAACUUUAUGUACCAAAAUGGUAUUCUGCAAGUCCCAAUCUUUCUAAAAAUUUCUAGCUUAGAAAAAAUAAUUUUUGAAUAAAUGAAUGAAAAAAGAAACAUUAACAUUAAAGAAACUGAUUGUUUUUCUGAUUAUUAGGGACUUUAUUUCGAUUUUCAACAUUCAGUAAGAGUUUUCAGACCGGAGCCAAAAGCCCGAUUUAUCCCGUCAAAAGACGAGAUGAGGAUGGUCAGCCGGAUGGUCCACGCGAUAAAAAUGGGUUGGGCCAAGGGUCCCAAACAAAAGAAAGUCGAACGGAAGGUUUUUUCCAAUCAGAAAUAACAAAGAUUGAUUCAUCGAUUGAAGGUCUAUGACUUGUGGGCUUCUGAAGAUUCGAUGGAGCACCAGACAAAGUCCCAACUUUCCCGAAUGCGGGUUCAUAUGCCCGCUCCGAAGGUGGGAAUAAAAAUAGAGCUUAAAACUUUUCGAGGAAGCAGCAAAUUAAAAAUAGAUGGUUCACAAGAAAAUUGAGCAGAGUAAGUAGAAUAUUUUCGAAAAAAAUGGGAAAGUCUAUUCUUUUUUUAACUUUUUCCCGUCAAAAACUCAAUUUUUUUACCAGUUUUUUUCGUGAAGUUGAACAUUUUGAGCUUUUUUCAACUUCAAAUUCACAGUUUUCCCGUGAAAUUCACUAAAAAGUUCAGUUUUUUGCGUGUAAAGUGAUAUUUUGAGCUCUUUUUCAAUUUCAACUACACAUUUUCACGUCAAAAAAAGUUGAAGAAGUUCAAUUUUUCAGUUUUCUUUUUUUAUUCGAACAUUUUGAGCUGCUUUUUAACUUUCUAUACAUAAGUUCCCGCUAAAAUCAUUAAAAGUUGACUAUUUUUCAGCUUUUUCUCCGUUUUUUCUCCAGGAAUUGACAUUUUUUAGUUUUUCCUAGCUCAUUUUUUCACGUCAAUCUCACUAAGAAUUGACAAAAAAAAUUAGUUUUUUUCUUGUUAAAUUGAAAAAAAUUUGAGCUGCUUUCAAGUUUAUCUUCACAUAUUUCUUUUUCAAAAUCACCAAAAAAAUUCAAUUUCAUUAUUUUUGUAAAUGUGACCAUUUUGGGUUGCUUAAAAAACUGUAUUUUGACAUUUUUCUUGUAAAAAUUAUUAAAAAUUCCAGUUUCCAACUAUUUUUUUCUCGUAAUUUUGAAUUUUUUGAGCUCUUUUUCAUCUGAAAAUUUACAGUUUUACCGUGAAACUCUUUGUAAAUUCGACCAAAUUCAGUUUUUACUUUUUGUCUUGUAGUUUUGAAUCGCUUUCGUUCACGUUUUUCCCGUGUUAAUCACUAAAAAGUCCAGUUUCCAUCUUUCUCUUUAGGAAAAAUUGAACUUUUUUUCGACUCCUUUAUUCAAAUAUUCAUCUUUUAAUCAUUUUCUAAAUGAAUCAAUAUCAAAUUUUUGAUUCGAAUGAAAAAAAUUCCUUCAAUAAUCUUAUUCAGAUCGCCCUCCCGAACCACGUGGAAUCGUACAAUCCUCCCGAAGAAUAUCUAUUCGAUGAGGAUGAGAAGAAGAAGUUGGAAAUUUCAAAAAUUGGGAGAAAAAUCGAAACUUUCUAGGUGGGAAGAAAGUGAGAAGGAGGACAGGGCCAUCAGUUUCAUCCCUUCGAAAUAUGAAGCCCUGCGGAAGGUAAGGAAUAUUCCUUGGAACAAAAAAAUCAAUUUUUUUAUUGAUUUUUUUCUGUUUAAACUCGCCACAAAAAAAGCUCAAAUAUGCUCCUUGGAACCCGUAAAAAAAUAUCUUUUUUUGCACUUUUUUUCAUUCAAAAUUAGUUAAUUAAGCCAUUUUCUGCGCCUUUAAACCUUUAAAAAAAGUACUAUUUUUUUAAUUUUUAUCACUUCAAACUCUCUUCAUUUCAUUUACUAUCUCGUUUGAUCGUUCCAGGACCCAUUUUUGGUAGAAUUACUGGAUUUUUCCCUUGGAGAUGAGUGAAUCGGCUCUCAUUGAAUAUCACUCUGAACUCUCUUAUUUUCAUCCACUAUCUCGUUUGAUCGUUCUAGGACCCAUUUCUUGUUAUAAUUAUCCCACUUUUCCCUUGAAAAUGAGUGAAUCGGUUCCCAUUGAAUAUUUCUCUAAGGUCUCUUAUUUUCAUCCCCUAUCUCGUUUGAUCGUUUCAGGACCCAUUUUUUGUUAGAAAAACUGAUUUUUUGUCUUCAAAAUGAGUGACUUGAUGCCGUAAUCAAAGCAAAUCCCUUGAAAUUCUAAAUUUUCUUUGUUUCUCCAAUUUUCAGUUAUCUUUUCCUUUCUCUGACGGCUAUUUUGAAUUUGCGGGAUCAUUUUGUAGAGAAAUUUUAAGGCUUCCUAAACGAUUUUCCACCAAUUUUUGACGUUUUGAGGUCCCGCAAUACGACAAAUUCAUUACCGAAAGGUUUGAACGAUGUUUGGAUCUGUACCUGGCGCCGCGCCAAAGGAAAAUGAAGGUUUAUCCGAUUUUUCCCCCUUUUUUGACGAUUAAUUUCAGAUUCGGGCCGACCCGUCCAUGUUACUGCCCGAUUUGCCGAAUCCCAACGAUCUCAAGCCAUUCCCAACGAUGCUAGCAUUUGUCAGUAGUUGUAUUUUUUUCUCGAAAAAAAUGGUUUUUUUGGAAGAAAAAAAUUGAUAGAAACAGCAGUUUUUUUCAAAAAAAUAGAUGAAAAAAAUGAAACUUUUUGAGAGAUUUUGAACAUGAAAUUGGAAAAAAAUUCGGUCUUUUUAUCGCGUUUUUUUCGACUUGGGCAUAGGGAAAAAAAGCUCCUUAGAAGGUUUUUUUGAAAACAUCACGUUUUUUUAUCUUUUUUUACAUGAAAAAAAUCCCCUUUAACCAUGAAAAAAAUUUUUUUCCUGUCAUUUUUUUGGAACUUUUACCGUUUCAGCUCCUUCUAGGGGUCCUUAAAAAACAUUUUCCCUUUUAUCUUAGUAAAAAAAAUGCACAACGGGACCUUUUCUGAGAUAAUAAUAAACCGAUCGAUAAAUCAAAUUUUGCAGUUCAUGACCGGGCACAAGGGACAAGUUAGGGCGAUCAGCGUCGAGCCGGAAAAAAAGGCGAACUUUUGGCGUCGGGCGGAGAAGAUGGAACAGUUCGAAUUUGGGUUCUAGCCACCGGGCGGUGUCUCAAGGUUGUGGGAAUGAUUAUUGAUUUUUUUAAAAAAAUAGAAAAAAAUAUAUAUAUUUCUACAGGUUUUCAUAUAAAAUUUCAGGGUGAUUUUUUCAGGUUUUUCUAUGGCUUUGUAGGGCUUAUUUAUCCGAUUUUUGAACUCAGAAAAGCUUCAAAACAGUUUUUCAAUGGUAUAAGAUCCACAAUUUCUAAUAACUUUCGAAAAAUUUCAGGUUAUUUUGGAUUAAUUCUAGUCUAGUUUUUGAUAUUGCUCUAUAGUGCUUUUUUUUCUUUAUUUUUGAACUAGGAAAAGCUUCAAGACAGUUUUUCAAUAGUGUAAGAUCCGAAAAAAGCAAAUAAAAAUUCUACCAACUUUUAACAUAACUUCUGGGCCAAUUUUUUCUCAUGCUCUGUAGCGUUUCUUCAAUUUUUGAACUCAAAAAACCCUAACAAAGGUUUUUGGAACAAGGAUGGUUAUUUCUUGAUUGGUAUAAGAUACAUAAUACUCAAAUAAAAAAUUCUACAGGCAUUCAAAAAUUUUUGAAGCUCUUUUUCAAGCUUUUUUUCCUGCUCUUUUUGCAGCUUUAAAAUCAAUUUUUUUGAAUUUCUAAUACUUUGAAAUUUCCAAUAAACUAAGGGAAAGUUAAGGUUUCAAAAAAACAAAAAUCGAGCUUCCAAAUUUGAUUUCUCGUAAGAAUAACUUUCUCAUCUUUUUGGUCGAAUCGAACGAAAUACUAUGAAAGUUUGUAUAACAGUUCUAUCCCAUUUUUUUAUACUUCUUUCUAAAUUUUCCUGAGUUUAUUCCGUCAAUUCAGUUAUUGUGUGUCAGAAGUUUAAAAUUUCUGUUUUCUUUUUAUUUGAAAGUUUGAAGUGUUUAUAUAGCCAUUUUGACUUGAUUUUUUUAAAUUUCAUAGCUCAUUCUGAAAUAUCGAUGAAAAAAAUGGCCAACAACGUCAAGUCUUCAAAAUGGAUGGCAUAGUUAUUUACAGCAAUUUCCAACUUUAUUAUUUUUUUGGAUUUUGUUUCUUUUUCCUCUAAAUCCUGAUUAUCCUAAAUAUGAUUUGAAAUCUCGAUGAAAAAUGAUUUUUUUUUCUAGAGGUCUUCAAAAUGGCGAUUCUAGGGAUCACUUAAGAGUACUGAAGCUACUUAAGUGGUCACUAGAAUUGCCUUGACGCGUCCGACUAGUGUUAUGAAAGUUUUUUUAUAAACCAGUUCUUCAAUUUUUGAACUGAAAUUGCGAUGAAAAAAACGAUUUUUUUAAAGGUCUUCAAAAUGGACGGUCCAGUCACUUCAGUGGAAUUCUGCCCCAGGUCAGAUCUCACCUUGUUGGCCGUUUCUUAUCAAGGGAAACAGGUAAGUAGACUAAAAUAUAGUUUGAAAAGGAAAAAUAUCAAUUUUCAAGACUGCCCUGAUCAACACCGAGUGUGGAGAUCGUUUACUCGUGUCCAAGACGGAGAAGUUCCUUGAAGAGGUAAUUUUUGAUUUUUUUAAUGAAAAAAAUCUUCGAACAAGGUUUGUGCGCUCCAUAACUUCAUCCGAAAUUCGAGUUUUCAAAAAAAAAUUUUGGUUUUUUUAAGGAGAAUAUUGAUUGAUUUUUUUAAUAAAAACGUAAAUUUAUAGGUUCCAAUAGGCGAGGCAGAAGAAGGAAACGUCAACUGGCGCCGUGCGAAGAAUCGAAUCGUCCUGAAAAUGCCAAAUGUUCGCAUUUUAUUAAUGAAAAAAGGAAAAAAAAAUUUGAAAUUUCUGAUAAAUUCAGAAAAAUGAGUUUUUGGCCUGUUUAUAGAAGGGUUUCGAGGGAAUUUUUUUUUAUGUGUUCAAAAAUUUUCCACUGAAGGCCGUGGCCGCAUUUGGAAUGGCUUUGAGAAAAAUUCCUUUUUUCAAACAGUUUUCCGCCAAAUCAUGCUGGAAAAUCGAUCGAAACAGUGAAAAAUGUGUGUUUUUUUGUAAGAAUAGUCUAUUUCCUACUUUUGAAAGGCUGUGGUCGCAUUUGGAAUUGCUCAAAGGGUCUUGGAUUCCUUUCGAUUUAAAAAAUUCACUUUUUUCGAACAGUUUUACAACGAUUUCAGUUGGAAAAUUGAUUGCAAGUUUGAAAAAUGUUGUUUUUCUAUGUAAAUUUCCUUUUCUAGGUACUUGAAAGACCCUGGUUGCAUUUGGAAUGACUCCUCCAUUCGAAAAUUGACCUUUCUUGACAGUUUUUUUUUGUCAUUUUCAACUGGUUGAAACAGUGUAAAAUAUGGAUUUUUUUCACGGUAAUUGUUUUUUUGUAGGUAAUUAGAAGGCUGUGGCGCAUUUGGAAUGGAUCAAAGAGUUUUUUUAUUGCCUUUAAAUUGAAAAAAAUUCUCUUUUUUUACUAACCAAUUUCAAUUGGAAAAUUUAUUGAAAUCAUGAAAAAAAUGUAGUUUUUUUCUAAGAAAAUCGCCUUUUCUAGGUACUUGAAAGACCCUGGUCGCAUUUGGAAUGACUCUGUGAUUUAAAAAAUUCUCUUUUUAAACGUUUUUUCACAAGUUUCUAUUGGAAAUUUGAUUGAAACUGUGAAAAAUGUAAUUUUUUGUGAGAAUAGUCUGUCCUCGACUAUUGAAAAACUAUGAAAAUCGCCUUCUCUGGGCAAUUUGAGGACUGUGAUCGCAUUUGGAAUGGCUCAAAGAGUUUUUUUAUUCUCUUUAAAUUGAAAAAAAUUCAUUUUUACUAAAAAAAGUUUUUCCAACAAUUUCAACGGAAGAUAUUGGUUAAAACAGUGAAAAAAAUGUAAUUUAUCAUAAGAGCCGUCUUUUCCAGGAAGUACGGCAAGUGACGUGGCACGGUCGCGGCGAUUAUUUCGCGACGGUUUCCAGCGACGAUAUCGCUCAGUCCGUCUAUGUUCAUCAGUUGAGCAAGGCCAAGAGCCAGGUUUAUCUGUUUUAGGUAAUUUUCGCAAUAAAUAUUUUUUUUCAGUGCCCAUUCACGAAACGGAAAGGCCACGUCCAGAUGGUCGCCUUCCAUCCGACCCAGGUAAAAAAAUGCUCAAAGUUUAAGAAAGAGCAUCUUUUUUUCAGCUUUUUGCAGUAUUUAAAAAAAAUUCUUGGAUCCUGUAUGCUUUUUUUCAGUGUAAUCCAAACAUUUCAAUACAUAUUUCAGGCCUUUUUUUAAGACUUUAUUUACAAUUUUUAAAAAAACUAUCUUGGCUCACUUUUUUUGACUAAGUUUCCACGAAGGAAAUCUUCAUUAAUUAAGAAAAAAAUCGUGAAAUUUUAGUAGAUUCCUGUUGAAAGCGAUAUAUAUUUUUAAUUAUCACUUUCUUAAUUUUUCUAGGCUCGUUUAUUCGUGGCGACGAAGAUCCAUGUAAGGGAAUACGACCUCUCGAGAUGUCUUCUCGUGAAAAAACUGAUUACGGGUCUCAAACAGAUUUCCGCCAUGUUGCCCGACUCGACUGGAGAGGUUGGAUCAUUUUAUCAACUUCAUGAGGGGGAAACAGCCCUAUUAAAAACACAUAAGUAUUCCCUAUAGGGGCAAGCGGGAAAACAACCCUUAAGAACUCCAAAGAGCUCCCUAUAGGGGUGAAAGAUAGGGAGUCCCUUUAGGGGUUAGGCAGGAAAAACAGCCUUAUUGAAAACAGAAAAGUAUUCCCUUUGGGGUGAAAGAUAGGUAGUCUCUUAAGGGGUUAGGGGAAAAAACAGCCCUAUUAAGGACACAAAAAGUACUUCCCUACAGGGGUGAAAAGUUAAGAAGCCCCUUCAGGGGUUAGGGGAAAAACAGCCUUAUUGAAAACAGAAAAGUAUUCCCUAUAGGGGUGAAAGUUAAGAAGCCCCUUCAGGGGUUAGGGGGAAAAACAGCCUUAUUGAAAACAGAAAAGUAUUCCCUUUGGGGUGAAAGAUAGGUAGUCUCUUAAGGGGUUAGGGGAAAAAACAGCCCUAUUAAGGACACAAAAGUACUUCCUACAGGGGUGAAAGUUAAGAAGCCCCUUCAGGGGUUAGGGGAAAAACAGCCUUAUUGAAAACAGAAAAGUAUUCCCUAUAGGGGUGAAAGUUAAGAAGCCCCUUCAGGGGUUAGGGGGAAAAACAGCCUUAUUGAAAACAGAAAAGUAUUCCCUAUAGGGGUGAAAGUUAGGUAGUCCCUUUAGGGGUUUAAAGUUCUGACCCUUAGCCUCCUGAAAGGUCCCUAUAGAAGUCUUUAAACAUUCUGUGACGAACUACAAGUCAGGGGCAGGUAUUUAAUAAAACUUGAUCGAGCUGCAAGAUUAAGUGGCCCCUAUAGGGGGAAGAUAAAGUGGUCCCUAGUCCAUAUAUUCAUUCUAACUAUGAUGAACCAUUUUAGAACCUGUUCCUCGGAAGUUUGGACCGCCGGUUCGCUUGGAUGGACCUGCAACUAUCCAACAAGCCCUGGAAAAAACUGAAGCAUCACAAAUCGGCCAUCCGAUCGGUUGCUUACCAUAAAAGGUGCCUUUUUUAAGACGCGGUCGAAAAAAAAAUCGUGAAAGCUUUCUUUUUCAAGUUCCAGAGUGUUUUUCAGUAUAACUUGUUUGAAAAAAUCCAGAAAAAUGGUUUAAUUUUGAAGAUAUCCCCUGCUGGCGACGGUUUCCGACGACGCCACCGCAUUGGUCUACUACGCCCGGAUUCAUACGGAUUUAUCGCGAGACAAUGAAAUCUACCCGGUCAAGCGUCUCAAGGGCCAUGAAUCGGUAAUUUU
Messenger RNA from Caenorhabditis auriculariae, 8488 nucleotides. Lineage: Eukaryota; Metazoa; Nematoda; Chromadorea; Rhabditida; Rhabditidae. The record is from the annotation of a GenBank genome assembly.